Messenger RNA from Hemiscyllium ocellatum (epaulette shark), 3284 nucleotides. RefSeq names its product heme transporter FLVCR2-like. The record is from RefSeq and is a predicted model, not a curated record. Gene Ontology annotation, biological process: heme export; transmembrane transport. Gene Ontology annotation, cellular component: membrane. Bases 250 to 1776 code for a protein of 508 amino acids. The transcript has 11 exons. Gene Ontology annotation, molecular function: heme binding; heme transmembrane transporter activity. NCBI's taxonomy places the organism in Eukaryota, Metazoa, Chordata, Chondrichthyes, Orectolobiformes, Hemiscylliidae.
GGAGGUAACUGGCAGCUCUCCAGAGACGGAGGGAGUGAGAGAGACACAGAGAGAGAGAUAGAGAGCUGGCCACAGUUACUGAGGGAGACUCUGGAGUGACGAAAAGUCUGAGGGAGUGAGGGAGACUCUGAGGGAGUGAGGGAGAGCCUGAGGGAGUGAGGGAGAGCCUGAGGGAGUGAGGGAGACUCUGAGGGAGUGGGUGGUGUCCCCCAGCCGUGGGGGCUGUUCCCUGAGAAGCCACACUCGGUCAUGUUCCACUUGGAGGAGAAGCCCAAGGCCGGUGGGGGUGCCGGUGGGGGUCCUGGGGAGGGUGCCCAGGGAAGGGGGCAGCCCCUGGACACCAAGCUGUACCGGAGGCGCUGGGUGAUCGUCUUCUUGUUCAGUUCGUACUCGCUGUGUAACGCGUUCCAGUGGAUCCAGUAUGGGAUCAUUAACAACAUCAUCAUGAAGUAUUACAAUGUCGCCUCGUUCACCAUUGACUGGCUCUCCAUGAUUUACUUUGUCGCCUACAUCCCCAUCAUUUUCCCGGUCACUUGGCUCCUGGACCGUAAGGGCCUCAGGGUCAUCGCCCUGGUCGGCAGCGGCCUGAAUUGCUGUGGCGCCUGGAUCAAGAUCGCCAGCGUGCGGCCGGACCUAUUCGCGGUCACCUUCUUCGGACAGACCGUGUGCGGCAUCGCUCAGGUCUUUAUCCUGGGAAUGCCGUCCCGGAUCGCCUCCGUCUGGUUCGGGGCCAAUGAGGUGUCCACUGCCUGCGCCAUCGCCGUCUUCGGGAACCAGAUGGGAGUUGCACUGGGAUUUCUUAUUCCCCCCAUUAUUGUACCAAAUGUGGAUGACUUGGAUCAAUUGACUUACCACAUCAACAUCAUGUUUUAUGGCACUGCUGCAGUAGCAACUCUGUUGUUUAUCCUUGUUAUCCUCGUUUUUCAGGAGAAGCCAGAUAUUCCACCAAGCCAAGCACAGGCAGCUAUCCUUGCCAAACCUAUGCUGGAUUAUUCCUACGUCCAGUCAAUACUGCAAUUGAUUAAAAAUAUGCCAUUUUUCCUACUUGUUGUUACCUAUGGAAUUAACACAGGUUCCUAUUAUGCAGUUUCAACGCUUCUGAACAAGAUGGUGCUGACACAUUACCCAGGUGAAGAACUGAAUGCUGGGAGGAUUGGGCUCACUAUUGUGGUUGCUGGAAUGGUGGGUUCCAUUAUCUGCGGAAUCUGGUUGGACAAAACCCGAACAUACAAACAAACAACAUCAGUGGUUUACUUCCUGGCCUUCGCAGGAAUGGUGACUUUCACAUUCACACUUAACUUGGGUCACCUGUGGGUUGUCUUUCUGACUGCUGGAAUGCUGGGGUUCUUUAUGACGGGUUACUUGCCUCUUGGCUUUGAAUUUGGUGCUGAGCUUACCUAUCCUGAGUCUGAGGGAACAUCUUCAGGCCUGCUUAAUGAAUCUGCCCAGGUUUUCGGAAUUACUUUUACCAUUGCACAGGGUAAACUAAUUGAUCACUUUGGGACUGUGGCAGGAAACAUUUUCAUUUCUGUGUUUCUCUUCAUUGGAACUGUUAUAACAGCAACAAUUAAAGCAGACCUCAGGAGACAGAAGGCAAACAUGCAUGUGUCACCAGACACGAAUGUUGGAGCAAAUCACCUUCUUGAUUACGGAUCAACAGCUGCUACAAUUUCCUCGUUCAUCUUACCUCGCCGGUUGAUGUCAUCAGAGCGGUUUGCCAGGAAAGCUGAGGAGGGAGUCUGCAGUUCCAUCAUCUUAAACGAGGCAGCACUAUGAACAGAAUUCCAAUGAACCAUCUAUAUUUGUGGAUACAGCCAUGGACACGUAGCCAGCACCAUGAGAGUCCCACCGAUGAGGAGGGCAAGGACUGUUUUAUACCUGCAGAUUUUCUCUAAAACUGAUUUUGACAAAGCCUUGUAUUUUGAAUAUGUAUCAUGAUCACUUCGUCUGCAUUAGCUAAACCCUUACGCUGCGGGGAAGUAUUUCCAUAAUAAGACUCAAUGCUGCUCUUUUCCAAAUUGUGGCCAUUAAUAAAAUCUCUCGUGUUCUGAGGGACAUGUGCUGGCACACACACAGCAGGGCUGCUAUUCAUAGAGUGUGCUGGAAGAGUCUCACUCACAUGGUUUUGGAUUCCUUCACAGCUAUCAUUGCUCAGCACAGCACUGAAAGAUUUACAAUACAUGGUGUUAAAGCAUAAAUAACACCUCAAGGCACCUGGGAAAAAGACAAUAUUCUGUCCCACAUUUCAGCAAAACUCCACAUAAAUAAUAACUGGUACUUACUACCAUGUCUACUUAGAGCCUGAGUAUGCAGCUUGUGCCUGGAGUCAGCGUGUGCUGCAGCCACUGCGUGUGAUUCAGGCCAUGUACAGUUUGUGCCUGUAGUUUAGGUCCGAGUAAUGUUCGGUCCUUUGUACAGUUUGUGCCUGUAGUUUGGGCCGUUGUACAGUUUGUGCCUGUAGCUGAGGUCCGAGUAAUGUUCUGGCCCAUGUACAGUUUGUGCCUACAGGCUGUAUGUACAGUUGGUGCCUGUAGCUGAGGUCCGAGUAAUGUUCUGGCCCAUGUACAGUUUGUGCCUACAGGCUGCAUGUACAGUUGGUGCCUGUAACUGAGGUCUGAGUAAUGUUCUGGCCCAUGUACAGUUUGUGCCUACAGGCUGCAUGUACAGUUGGUGCCUGUAGUCCACAUUUGGGUGUACAAUAUUGAGGGGCAAGUCUGUAAGCUGUUUUUGGCAUUGCAAUAAGGGGUAAACCUAAUAAUUGUGCUACUUCUUCAUUGUACUUUUAAAAUAAAUAUAAAGCCUGCUAAAAAGAUCUCAACAAAAAUGUUUAAAAUAAAGACAGGAAAGGGUGGUUGAACCAGUGUGUUGCACCAUCCUCAUUCUCUAUAGUAAGCACAACAAGAACACCAAGAUACUCCCAAUAUUCCCAUGUUUUCAUGUUUCUGGAUAAGUUCCUCUGCUUUAGCCAGUGAACCAUCACCGUUUGGUUGUGUAGUUCAGAGGAUCCCCUGGAAAUUGUGAUUACUGUUUGAUACAGCUGUAUAAUGAUGCAUCAUGUACCCCAUUGCUGCUCUUUAGACAGGGCUGAGGGUGCUGGACAACUCUUGCAGGUUCUGUACUGGUUUGACUUGCCUGUAUUCUAUUUUGCAGUAAGAAACUGAGAUUUUAUUCAACAACAUUUGGAAAAUAGCAGCACAAUUUUCAGGAUCAGUUGACGGUAUUUCAAAUUGAAAAAUGAGAUAAGGUUAAGAAUUAUAAAUAAAAUCUUGGUUGUAAUGGCUAAA